UCCUCCCAUGCUUUAUAUACUCCGCCCCGCCCUUUCUCACUGAGUUCUAAAGUUCUUCUUUGUGUAGACCGACAAGUCGUAGGCUGACUCAGAAUAAGAAUCAUGGUUCAAGCUAAAACAUGGAUCUUGACCAAGCACUUUGACGGCUUCCCAAAGGACAGCAACUUUGAGCUCAAGGUAGAGGAGCUUCCCGAACCCAAAGAUGGGGAGGUGCUUUUGGAGGCAGUGUUUCUCAGUGUGGACCCGUACAUGAGGGUGUUCAGUAGGUUCAGCAUGAAUGAAGGAAAUAUGAUGAUUGGAACUCAAGUGGCCCGAGUGAUCCAAAGUAAAAAUCCAGCAUUUCCUGUGGGUAGCCAUGUUGUCGCUCGCAGUGGCUGGAGAACGCACACAGUCUGCGAUGGGACAGGCCUCACACCCAUCAUGGCUGACUGGCCUCAAGGCGUCUCAUUGUCACUGGCUCUGGGUACCAUCGGCAUGCCAGGACUGACGGCUCUGUAUGGGAUUGAGGAGGUCUUGGGACUCCAAAAGGGUGAGACCUUGCUGGUAAAUGCAGCAGCAGGGGCAGUGGGAUCUGUGGUGGGCCAGAUUGCCAAGCUCAAAGGCUGCAAGGUGGUGGGCUCAGCAGGGUCUGAUGCUAAGGUGGCAUUCCUUAAAAAGCUGGGAUUUGAUGAGGCCUUCAACUACAAGACUGUUGGCUCCUUGGAGGAGGCACUUAAGAAGGCAUCUCCAGAUGGAUAUGACUGCUUCUUUGAAAAUGUGGGAGGCUCUUUUUCAGAUGUUGCCUUGCAACAAAUGAAGAACUUUGGGAGAAUAGCUGUGUGUGGAAGUAUCUCUGGGUAUAAUGAUACCACCCCACAGACAGGCCCAUACCCUCACCUCACCAUGAUUGUCAAGCAGCUUAAGAUGGAGGGCUUUAUGCAGACUAGGUGGGAGCACAAGCAUCCUGAAUCUCUCAAGAGACUGAUGGGAUGGUUGAAAGAGGGCAAACUGCAGAGUCGGGAGCAUGUGACAAAAGGUUUUGAAAACAUGCCAGCUGCUUUCAUGGGGCUGCUGCGGGGAGAAAACAUCGGCAAGGCUAUUGUCGCAGUUUGAUGUGGAUCACAGGAGUAGAGAAGAAUCAGUGUUACCAAUAACGACACAUCACUACGGAAAACCUAUAUGAAGGACUGAGACACAUAGUGUACAAUUAAUCUGAACACUUUUGGCUAACUUUGCCUAUUUGAACAUUUCUGUAAUCACAGUAAUAACAAAUUAUAGAUGAAAGCAGCAUUAAAGCAACUGUUUUCUAAUUCAGGCAUGCAGAGCGUAAUUUGAUUUGAGUGUAGAUCAUUUGGAAGAGACCAGACUGCUGGAGAAAAUCGUCAAGUAAGAAGCAAUGAAAUCAAAACCCUAGGAUGAUACCUGACUAUUGGUCUGUAUGCAAGCAAGUACUGUACAUUGAAGGACUGCGUGGGUCUGCUGCUCGUACCUUCAUGCAUUAUUUACUCUAACAUAAUU
This is a messenger RNA of Monopterus albus (swamp eel), 1497 nucleotides long. Its product is annotated as prostaglandin reductase 1. Gene Ontology annotation, biological process: prostaglandin metabolic process. Gene Ontology annotation, molecular function: 2-alkenal reductase [NAD(P)H] activity; 15-oxoprostaglandin 13-reductase [NAD(P)+] activity. Bases 103 to 1092 code for a protein of 329 amino acids. The transcript has 9 exons. Lineage: Eukaryota; Metazoa; Chordata; Actinopteri; Synbranchiformes; Synbranchidae. The record is from RefSeq and is a predicted model, not a curated record. Gene Ontology annotation, cellular component: cytoplasm.